This is a messenger RNA of Leptopilina heterotoma, 3275 nucleotides long. RefSeq names its product two pore calcium channel protein 1-like (gene Tpcn1). The record is from RefSeq and is a predicted model, not a curated record. Gene Ontology annotation, cellular component: lysosomal membrane; endosome membrane. Lineage: Eukaryota; Metazoa; Arthropoda; Insecta; Hymenoptera; Figitidae. The coding region runs from base 663 to 3185 and encodes 840 amino acids. Gene Ontology annotation, biological process: transmembrane transport; monoatomic ion transport. Gene Ontology annotation, molecular function: voltage-gated channel activity; monoatomic ion channel activity. The transcript is spliced from 12 exons.
UUAACAUUUUUUUAUUAAUGUUUGUUUACGUUCAGAAUGUUGACUGAUGUCUAUGAAGGAAAUUGAGAAAUAACCGAAUUGUUGCAGAUAUUUCAGACUAUUAGGGCAAAAAGGUAAAAUAUUUUGUUUCAAAUUGACAAAUUUCUAUACUUUUUUCGGUUUGUAUAGUAUUUUUUUCGAUAAAUCGUUUUUGUGGUGAUCAAUAACAAAAAUUUAAUUAAUAGAGACGAGCAAUAAGUAUAAUUAACUAAUUAACGGGAAAGCAGGAAUCAGGAAUUAGUAUCGAAUUUUGAGGUUAGAAGGUGGAGGGGGAAAUUCAAGUGAUCAGCUGAUUUUGACGGAGGGAGAACACUGGAGAAGGCAAUGCUGUCAUUUGUUUCGCAGACACAUUGAAAGAUUAUUUAAAUAUGCGUGAUACGUGGAAUAUAAUGUGUACAGUUAUAAUGCAUGCACACAUUAUGUUCAAAGUGUAAUCAAAGAAAUCCGAAGAAUAUAAGUCUGAUACAACAAUCAACGAUACAAAACCACUGGUAUAGUCAAUCAUCACACAAUAAUUAGUCUUCGCGGUAGGAGUUGGUAGGAGUUUUUGAAUGCGUGGGAGUAUUUAGCGAAACUCGAAGGCUACGCGAUUUUCAAUUAGACAUCGUAGUUCAUUAAAACAAAUGAACAACAAUAUUUUUAAUUCCGCUGACAAUUACCAGCGUUUCAACGAGAACGUUAAUCCAAAUUACGAUCAGGAUGGUUCCAGUCCUAAAUAUGGAUCAAUGUUGUCCUUCCAUUCUUCAGACAAUCAAACGAGAAUAUCACCGCGAGGUAAUAAUGAAACGCCGAAUGAAAUGGGCCAUAGAAUUGGAAUGGAUAGAUUAGGAGGUGAGACUUUGACCGAAAGUGCUGCACUUGCUAGACAAGUCAUGACCAUGGAUACGGAAAUUUACUGGGAAAUGAACUAUCACGAAGCUGCAAUUUUUUUAGAAGAAGGCAGGAACAACGAAAAAUUUGAUUCCCAUCCAAGACAUCCGGAGGAUUUACCAGCGUAUUUAUUGGUUCAUAAUAAUUGGUACUAUGGCCUUGAUUUGUUAACGUCGUUGCUUUUACUAGCCUUAGCGUUUGUUGAAGAGCCAGCAGUUCCACUUUUUAGGUUACCUGUCUGGGCACACGGAACAAUAGAGCUUUUCGCCUUAAUGACAAUCGGAGUAGAAUUAGCGUUAAAAUUAAGAUGGAUCGGAUGGGGAAUGAUGUUAAAACAUAAACGAACAAUGUUGAAGUGUAUCACGUUGGCUAUUAUGUUUGUGGAGGCAUUGACAAUUUUGGUGAGGCAGUCAUCGCAUUUUCGAGUGACACGAGCAUUGCGGCCAAUUUUUCUGGUUGACACUAAAUAUUGCGGGGGAGUUCGACGAUUUAUUAGACAGAUUUUAUUCACUUUGCCACCAAUUUUGGAUAUGUUGGGACUCCUUUUCUUUUUUAUGACAACCUACAUGGUACUAGGUUAUUAUAUGUUUAGAGAAAUGAAUUCUCAUUUUGCAACCCUCGAAGACAGUUUUGUCAGUCUUUUCGUAUUACUAACUACGGCAAACUUUCCUGACGUAAUGAUGGAGUCAUAUUCGAAAAAUAAAUUGUACGCAAUUUACUUUGUGUCGUAUCUUUGUACGAUGUUGUACGUCAUGAUGAAUCUCAUGCUAGCCGUGGUUAAUGAAACGUUCACUGCUGCACAAAGGGAUAAAUUUAAAAAAUUGUUCCUCCACAAGCGAAAGGCCUGUCAGCAUGCGUUUAAACUUUUGGUUUCCAAGCAGAAUCCAGACAGAAUGAAUUUCCGACAAUUCGAGGGUUUGAUGCGAUAUUACGCUCCGAAGAAAUCAUUCAAAGACGUGAUGUUGAUGUUUAAAUUGAUGAACACUUCGGGCGUUGGUUACCUUAGUAUUGAGGAAUUUUUCUCUGUGUACGAUGUGACAGUCCUCUCCUGGGAACCUCAAUAUUCAAGCACUCCUUGGUAUCAUACAGCGUGGAAACCUUUACAGUUUCUCUGCAAAGGGGCAAAUCUAGCCAUUUCGUGGAAGUAUUUUGAUACCUUAAUUUAUACAGCUAUCGUUGGUAAUGGCAUUGCAAUGGUGGGCCGUUUAUUAGAAAUAUCAGGAGAUCGAAUCGAUUCUGCUCAUAGAUUCUCUGCCUAUUGGGAUACGUUACUCUUUGGUGGCAUUUUUGCGGCUGAAGCUCUUAUCAAAGUGUUGGGUCUUGGUGUGAGAAGAUAUUUGAGUUCUGGAUGGAAUUUAUUUGAUUUGGGAGCAUCGAUUAUGAUUUUAGUUGCGGCAGUGAUUCUCACAUUAUUUCCAACAGCAACAUUCUUCGUCGUUUUUCGACCGUUGAGAACACUGCGACUUUUCAAAAUUAAAAAACGCUAUCGAGAUGUUUUUGGAACAUUGGUUAUUUUAACGCCGUUGAUGUGCUCCGCCGCAAUUGUCAUGCUCAUUUUGUACUAUUUCUUUGCAAUCAUCGGGAUGGAAUUGUUCGCCAAUUAUGACAUGAGAAAUUGUUGCAAAAACACAACGGUGGAAGACUUUUACAAAUAUUCGGCGAACGAGACAACGAGUUUGGGAUAUUAUUAUCUCAACACAUUUGACAAUUUAGUGGCGAGCGGAAUGACUUUAUUUGAAUUGACAGUUGUUAAUAAUUGGUUUAUAUUCAUGAAUGCUUACGCACAUAUUGUGGGUAAUUACACGAGAGCGUAUUUCAUGAUUUUCUACUUAAUCACAAUGAUUGUGCUGACAAUUGUGGUAUCGAGUUUCCUCGAAGCUUUCCGAUUCCGAAUUCAAUACAAGAGUCAAACAUCCAAACGAGAUGAGGAGAAAAUGUUACACGACAAAGUUGAAUUAAAAUGGGAGGAAUUGCAAGUGAUUGUACAGGAUUUACAACUCUUGGAGCAACUUCGAUCUUCGCUGAUAAGUGCCGGAACAAUGGCAUUUAUUGGAUCUCGGCCUAGAACACGUGAAAUUCUCCAAACAAGAAUGUACACGAACGAAAUAUAUGAAUGGCUGGCGGAGGUAAAAUUGGCAGAGAGUCACGAUGCAUCGCGAACUGUAAGUAGUUACGAGGAAAUUGGCGAAAGUAGCAGGAAUAUUGAUCCUGAACAAUUAAUAUUAAACGGUUUAAGCAAUACUCAACAAAGAAAUUCGAGUAACAUGCCUUUAUAAUUUAAUUCAAAACUAGUUGAUUAGUUUUAACAAGUUUUUUUUAUUUUUUUUUCACGUUAUUUUUUGAAAAAAGAUUUUAAUCUUUUCUAU